Molecule: messenger RNA, 1801 nt
Organism: Phycodurus eques (leafy seadragon)
Lineage: Eukaryota; Metazoa; Chordata; Actinopteri; Syngnathiformes; Syngnathidae
Gene: hus1
Product: HUS1 checkpoint clamp component
Exons: 8
Coding region: 33-884 (283 amino acids)
Biological process (GO): mitotic intra-S DNA damage checkpoint signaling; meiotic DNA integrity checkpoint signaling; double-strand break repair via homologous recombination
Cellular component (GO): site of double-strand break; checkpoint clamp complex; nucleolus
Source: RefSeq, a predicted model, not a curated record
ACUUCGUGAACGUUUUGCGGUGCCGGCCGGUCAUGAAGUUUCGUGGGAAGAUUGUCGACGUGGCCUGUCUCGGCCGUUUCACUCGAGUGGUGAGCGCCGUCUCCAAGCUGACCAAGACGUGCGUGCUGCGUCUGACGGCCGACCGGCUUUUCUUCGUCCUCUGCGGCAAAGUGGCCGACGGAGGCGUGGCCGUGUGGUGCGAGCUCGCCCAGGCCAACAUCUUUGACGAGUACCGGUUGGAGGGCGUGAGCUCCCGGGACAACGAGAUUUGUCUGGAGGUGACGCCGGAGAACGUCUUUCGCGCCCUCAGGACCGUCCAGAACGCCAAAAGCGUCAAAGUCAAGCUGACCAAGAAGCACCGCCCCUGCCUCACCGUCGGCGCCGAGCUGCCGACCGCGUCGAGCGUCAGCCGCGUGGUGACGCACGACGUCCCCGUGGAGGUGGUCCCCCGACGACUGUGGCACGAGUUCAAAGAGCCCGACGUGCCCGACUUUGACGUGAGCGUCUACCUGCCGCCCCUGAAGACCAUGAAGAACGUCGUGGACAGGAUGAAGAACCUCUCCAACUUCCUGGUGGUCGAGGCCAACCUGAGCGGCGAGAUGACCCUGAAGAUCGAGACGGACCUCGUGUCCGUCACCACUCACUUCAGAGACCUGGGAAAUCCUCAGUGGGGUGACCCCGCCACACGAGACGGCGGGCGGCGGCGUGACGCGGACUCCGUGGCGCAGGCCCGCGUGGACAUUAGGAAGCUGCAGCAGUUCCUGCUGGGUCAGCAGGUCGACCCCAGCAGGGCCAUGUGCAACAUCGGCCACCGGAGGGUGCUGCACCUGAUCCUGCUCCACGAGGGCGUUUCUCUGCAGUACUUCAUUCCCGCCGUGGCCUAGACGCUCGCAGCCCCAAAAACACCCGGCGAUCACAAAGAGGACAAAACGAUGUCGAAGGUCACGUGCGGACCUUUGAAAAGGACAAACAAAGUUCAUAUUCAUAUGAUAAUGAAAUGUUUGCACUGGUGUACCUAAUGAAAUGUCUGGUGUGUGCAUUUAAUUCCUGUUGUGGGGUUUGUGAAUUUAAAAGUUGCCGCUCGCGUGCACGCGCUUUUGGGCCAGUGUUUCCAUGGCAACGGUUCAGCUUUGCAGACUCCCUCCGCUGCUCUCCAGUCCACGUUUUCGCCUGACUUCUUUCUUUUCUUCUUCUCGCUUGUUGAAGUAAGAAUCAAACAUCUGGGGCCUCAUGUACAAAGACUUUGCGGAUUUUGUUGGAUUUCCUACCCGAACACGGCGUACGCUCAAAUCCGGAAAACAAACGUAUCCGCAUGUAUGAAUGUGUGCGUACGCGUGAAUCUGAGCACGUUUCCUUCGUGCGUCCCAAUCGACGUGCAAUUGAGCGCGCGCGUCGGACAUUUAAAUACGCAAAUCGUAUUUAAAUGAACCCUGCACCUGAGAUCCCGAUCUCUGAAUGAUCAGAAAAAAGGACCAUCAUUUUUCUGACUGUCAAGUUGCUCCAUGAAGGGGAGGCGGGCAAGAAAGUCCUCGUUUGGGCCACCGGCGAAAGAGGAGCGAACGGGACGCCGCGCACGCGGAACUGAAAAAGUAGCGGUCGCACGUUCAUGCGGACGAGAAGCGGAGGACGGCGGCACACGCGCCGCCGGCGCCGAGGGCCUCGCCCCGCCUCCGGGAGAGAGGCGCUGCUGCGAGCGCACGUGGCAAAGUUAAUAGCAGCUAGUUUUCGAACUCAUAACAAACGCGUAAAUGUUGGAUGGAAUCAAGCUUUUCAAUUCUCAUAGAAGCACAACAAAGAGGAU